ACUACAUUCAAUUUCUUCAGUAUCAUACUAAUGGCGUACCCAAUCAGCCUGCUUCCUAUUAACAACGCAGAUAUCGAUUCGAUGAAUCCGUAUCGAGCACUUCCAUCGUCAAUGUCGUUGAUGAAGAACACUCUUCUUCGAGCAUUGAACAAUAUUCAUCAGUUGGCGCCGCGUCUAUCACCUGCGCAUCUUGCGACAUCCGACUUUUUGAGCUAUGUCGAUAACGUGUGUGGAGUGUUGUUGGUACACAUGAACAACGAUGAGACGUUCUUCAAGACACCGAGCCCAGGUGGCGUCGUGUUGGGAAACGUCCUUCAUUGUGCUGGUAUAUCGUCUGGCGUUGUGAGGAGGGUUGAGACACUGAGGGUGCUUGUGAGAGGAUGGAAAGAUAUCCCGCGGGAAUACAACGCCACGGCGAUGACGGGAGCUCUUGACUUCGGUGAAGACCUAGCUAGGGAGAUGCGAGAUUUGGUGGCCAAGGUUGAGCGUAGGAGGUUGGAACAGGCUGUGACUGCACAUGAAUUGACGAGCAUGAUCCAAGCCAACGUCGAGCGAUUUGCAUCACAGAAUGAUAUCACAUUCCUCGUUCCUUUCCUCUUUUCCCACCACGAUCGGUCGAAGUCGCCUAACUGGCCGCCCACCACGCCUGAGGGAAGGGAAGCACUGCCGUUGUUGGCGGAGCACCAUGCCGGUUGCUGGCGAUUGGCACCGUUCUCCGUGUUGACGGGUGAAGAGAGGGGAUGGGAAGCCUGAGCAUCCACGUCGGCUUCCGGGAUAUUAUGGUUAU
Messenger RNA from Heterobasidion irregulare TC 32-1, 787 nucleotides. RefSeq lists its product as uncharacterized. Bases 31 to 753 code for a protein of 240 amino acids. Lineage: Eukaryota; Fungi; Basidiomycota; Agaricomycetes; Russulales; Bondarzewiaceae. The record is from RefSeq and is a predicted model, not a curated record. The transcript is spliced from 9 exons.